GCUUUUUCUUCUUCUUCAUUUUUAGAAUCUAUAUUUAAUCAUGUCUUUAUCCAACAAACUUUCCAUCCGCGAUCUUGAUCUUAAGAACAAGCGUGUCCUUAUUCGUGUUGAUUUCAACGUCCCUCUUAACAAGGAAGGUGAGAUCACCAACAACAACCGUAUUGUUCAAGCUCUCCCUACCGUCAAGUUUGCUCUUGACCAAGGUGCUGAUGCUGUUAUUUUGAUGUCCCAUCUCGGUCGUCCCAACGGUGAAGCUGUUCAAAAGUACUCUCUUAAGCCUGUUGCUGCUGAAGUUGAAAAGCUUUUAAACAAGCCCGUUGAGUUCCUCCACGAUUGUGUUGGACCUGAUGUCGAGAAGGCUUGCCAAAGUGCCACUGGUGGUAAGGUUAUCCUUUUGGAGAAUCUCCGUUUCCAUGCUGAGGAAGAGGGUUCUCAAAAGAUUGAUGGUAAGAAGGUUAAGGCUGAUCCUGAGGCCGUCAAGAAGUUCCGUGCUUCUUUAACCUCUCUUGCUGAUGUUUACGUGAACGAUGCCUUCGGUACCGCUCAUCGUGCUCACUCUUCCAUGGUCGGUGUUGAUGUUCCUCAACGUGCCGCUGGUUUGCUUAUGCAAAAGGAACUUGAAUACUUUGCCAAGGCUCUCGAGAACCCUGCCCGUCCUUUCCUUGCCAUUCUCGGUGGUGCCAAGGUCUCCGAUAAGAUCAUGUUGAUCGAAAACAUGCUUGACAAGGUCAACUCUUUGAUUGUUUGUGGUGGUAUGGCUUUCACUUUCAAGAAGACUCUUGAUAACGUCAAGAUUGGUACUUCUCUCUUUGAUGAAGAUGGUUCCAAGUUGGUUGCUGAUCUUAUGAAGAAGGCUGAGGCCAAGAACGUCAAGAUUGUUUUCCCUGUUGAUUUCGUCACUGCCGAUAAGUUCGCUCCUGAUGCCAAGACUGGUUAUGCCACUGAUGCCACUGGUAUCCCUGAUGAAUGGAUGGGUCUUGAUUGUGGUGAGGAAUCUAUCAAGCUUUUCCGUGACGAAAUCUUAAAGGCUAAGACUAUUGUCUGGAACGGUCCUUCCGGUGUCUUUGAGUUUGAUGCCUUUGCCAACGGUACCAAGCAAACCCUUAACGCCGUUGUUGAGGCCACUAACAAUGGUGCUACCACCAUCAUUGGUGGUGGUGAUACCGCCACUGCUGCCCUCAAGUGGGGUGCCGGUGAAAAGGUCUCUCACAUCUCCACCGGUGGUGGUGCCUCUCUCGAACUUCUCGAGGGUAAGGAACUUCCUGGUGUCACUGCUCUUUCCAGCAAGAACUAAAUUGUUUUCAUAUCUCACAAAAAAAAAAUUGAAUUGCAUGUAUCAUUUUAAAAAAAUAAAUUCAUUUGUUAAAUAAUUAUUACUAUAU
Molecule: messenger RNA, 1382 nt
Organism: Mucor mucedo
Lineage: Eukaryota; Fungi; Mucoromycota; Mucoromycetes; Mucorales; Mucoraceae
Product: 3-phosphoglycerate kinase
Exons: 3
Coding region: 41-1294 (417 amino acids)
Biological process (GO): glycolytic process; gluconeogenesis
Cellular component (GO): cytosol
Molecular function (GO): ADP binding; ATP binding; phosphoglycerate kinase activity
Source: RefSeq, a predicted model, not a curated record